Molecule: messenger RNA, 1020 nt
Organism: Colletotrichum truncatum
Lineage: Eukaryota; Fungi; Ascomycota; Sordariomycetes; Glomerellales; Glomerellaceae
Product: peroxin 11C
Source: RefSeq, a predicted model, not a curated record
AUGUCCACAGAAACAGCAGACCAGGCGCCGGCCAUCUCCGACCUGCCCUCAGGCGACCCCAUCAAAGCUCCCCCUACGCCGCCAGCAUCGACGACAUCGUCAUCAUCAUCACCGUCGUCCUCGCCGUCCUCUUCGAAGCCAGCAAAACUCCACCUCUCAGCAAUCCUCGCAGCCGCACCGUCCAACGUCGACGCCUUCGUCGCCCACCUCUCACGUUGCUUCGAGACCCCCGCCGGAAUCGACGCCGUGCUCUGCUUUCUCUGCUACACCUCGCGCCUGUCCGCCUCGGUCCUCGAGUCCUUCUCCACCUCGGCCCUGCGCCGUUCCGCCCGCCGCCUCGUGUCACUAGCCUUCACCCUCCCUCCCGAUGCGACCAUCCUCCUCUCCACGAAACCUCCGGCCUCGGCCGCCACGACGCUCGCCCUGAGGGUCGCCACACGCCUCCGCGCCCUGGCCACGCUGCUCAGCGAGGCCCGCACGAUAACCCGCCUCUGGGCCCUGCUGCCAAUGUACCUCUGGCUCCGCAGCCUCAUGAAGACCCCCAAGCCGACACCCGAAGAGAAGAAGAAGCAGGAGCAGACCGGUGCCUCCUUCGACAGGGCCCUAUCGUGGUUCCAGGUCACCGUCUGCAUCCUCCUGCAGUCCCUCGAGAGCACGGCCUACCUCGGCUCGAGGGGCGUGCUGCCGCUCACCCCGGCGCAGCAGGGCAAGGCGGCGCAGUGGGGCACGCGCUUCUGGUCGUGCUUCGUCGGCAGCGAGCUGGGUCGCCUGCUCGUCGAGUACCUGCGCAGGCGGAAGCAGCUCGCCGAGGGCGCCCUCGACGUCCAGAGCACCGAGUACAAGGCCUGGUCCGACGUCUGGACGCGCACCCUGGCGAGGCAGGCCGCGUGGUUCCCCCUCACGGUCCACUGGAGCAUGGACAAGGGCUUCGUGCCGGAGAUGGGUAUCGGACUGCUCGGUUCCAUCCCUGGUAUCGUGCAAAUGCGGUACACGUGGAAGGAGACUGCAAAGAGUGGGUGA